CCACAGCUUAACUUUGACAUUGACUACAUCAUCGAGGGCAAGCCUAACACUGGGUUGAUUGAGAUCUACACGACUGAAGAACUCACAUUGAACUAUACCUUCACAAAUCUCGAGGAGGAUGCCGUGCACAUUGUUGGUGUCGGUGGUCACUUUGCUGACCCAACUGACGGUCACGUUCUUGCCAACAUUACAGAUGCCAAAGUUGGACCAAUCACUUUACAACCAGGAGAGACCAGUACUUUCCGUCAAUUCCUUGGUGCCGAGGUUCCUGUUGGUAACUACUUGCUGAUCCCAUUCUUGUACGUUGCAAAGGGUUCCGGUUUGGCUAAGAUUGGCGCAAAGAGUGUCCUCGCCGUUGUCGAAGAUCCACCAGUGUCAUACUUUUCUCCUCAAAUGAUUAUCCUGGAGCUUUUGCUCAUUGCUACUCUUGGUGUUGGUGUCUAUUUCGUCUACUUGAACUGGGGUGCUGCCUACUUGAAGAAUGCUGGUUACACCGCAUCUGCUACUCCAACCCCAACAUCUGCAAAGUCCACAGGUGCAGCUCAAAUUGAUGGUUCCUGGUUGCCAGAUCACUUGAAGAAG
Messenger RNA from Williopsis jadinii, 582 nucleotides. It is a transcript of the gene IRC22, whose product is annotated as Irc22p. Gene Ontology annotation, cellular component: endoplasmic reticulum membrane. Lineage: Eukaryota; Fungi; Ascomycota; Saccharomycetes; Phaffomycetales; Wickerhamomycetaceae. The annotation marks the transcript as partial. The record is from RefSeq and is a predicted model, not a curated record. The transcript has a single exon.